Neltuma alba is the source of this 2889-nucleotide messenger RNA. Its product is annotated as pentatricopeptide repeat-containing protein At4g17616-like. The record is from RefSeq and is a predicted model, not a curated record. NCBI's taxonomy places the organism in Eukaryota, Viridiplantae, Streptophyta, Magnoliopsida, Fabales, Fabaceae. Bases 490 to 2610 code for a protein of 706 amino acids. Gene Ontology annotation, molecular function: protein binding. The transcript is spliced from 2 exons.
CUCAGCGGGGACAGGCGGUAAUUGGCAAGGUAGUGGAGAGAAACCCAUCCGGUAGUUUGCAGCCUUCUACUUCAUUGCCGUGGUUCUUUGGUUCAUGUUGUUGUUUUGUUCCUUUUGGCUUUGCCAUCGACCAUCGUCCCCCGAAGAAAAUGGCUUGUGUGAAAACCCGAGGCCGAGACGCAGAGCAGCGGUAUCGGAAUGGGCGGCCGAUUUAAUUUGAGCGCAACUCUCUGUGACGUCCAUCAAUGGCAAAGCUCUGAAGUACGAAACUGUCACUGGGCUGGUUCGACCUUCGUAGUCUUCCCUCCUUCAGCAUUGGAAACGGCGAAAGCACGUGGAAAUCAGAGGCUAAGCAAGGAUUUCUCUAGUUCAAUCCGUCACGCGUAGUCGUAUUCCCUCAAUCUCCGGGCGCAUUCGAGACAGAAAAUUGGGGGAUUUUUGCACGAGUCGGUGUUUUUGGUGAUUGAUCACGGAACAUAUUAUACCGGGAUGGUGCUUGGUUUUACCAAAGAAAUUUUAUCGCAUAAUCACUGCAUUAAGUGCUUCUUGCUUAGAAAGGCCUCUGCCCUUCGUAGGACUGCCUUGACUUCAAACAUUUAUGAUUUUGUUUACAAUUUUCGGCUUCGAGGUUCUCAAGAAUCACAUGGUCACUGCAUACAGUUCGUUGGAUCUCUGCAAAAUUUUUCCACUUGCAACCAUUGUGAAAGGUUAUCUUGGGAAGGUUCCUCUCGCGAAAUUCUGUUGAGGAAGCUUGAAAGUUCUUUGAAGAGUCAUCAAGUUCAAGAGGCAUGGGAAUACUUUCAUGAUUUUAAAAGCCUUUAUGGCUUUCCUGUGGGUUGUCUAGUGAAUCAGCUGGUCGUUCAAUUAUCUUACACAUCUAAUCAUGUCUGGUUACGAAAAGCAUGUGAUCUAGCCUUGCAAAUUGUCAAAGAGAAGUCAAACUUACUUCAGGCUGAUACCUUAACUAAACUUGCUCUCUCUCUAGCAAGGCUGCAAAUGCCAGUCCCUGCCUCGAUGAUUCUCAGGCUAAUGCUAGAGACAGAGUGUGUUCCUCCUAUGAAUUUAUUGUCGUUGAUUUUUUUGCAUAUGGUAAAGACAGAAAUUGGGUCACACAUCGCAUCCAAUUACCUGGUUCAAAUUUCUGAUUGUUUUAGUUCCUUAAAUGACAAAAGCGCUCAUGAGGCAGUGCUGGUCAAGCCAAAUACAAUGAUCUUUAACCUUGUGCUUGAUGCUUGCGUGAGAUUCAAAUUAUCACUGAAAGGUCAAUGCGUCAUGGAUUUAAUGCCAAUGACAGGCACAGUGGCCGAUGCACACUCCAUUGUCUUUAUUUCACAGAUACUAGAGAUGAAUAGUUUGAGAGAUGAAAUGAUGGAAUUAAGGGGCCAUAUUGAUGGAGUAUCAACUCCUUACCUUCCUUAUUAUCGUCAGUUCUAUGAUAGUUUGUUGAGCUUGCACUUCAAAUUUAAUGACAUCAAUGCUGCUGCUGAGCUUGUUUUGGGUAUGAAUAAACAACAUCAAAGUCAUAUCAAUAGAAAGGACAGGAAACAAAAGCCUUUCCUUGUUGCACUCGGAUCUCAUCACCUCAAGCAUGGAUUGAAGAUACAGUUUGAUCCUGAGCUGCUCCAGAAGGACUCUGUCCUUAAAGUUGAAGGCCGACAACAUCUUAUUCUUUAUAGGGAUGGAAAACUUGUCCUCAGUAACAGGGCUCUUGCCAAGUUCAUCAGUCGGUACAAGAAAGACGGGAAGAUUAGUGAACUGUCAAAGCUUCUGCUGAGCAUUCAAGAGGAUUUAUGUUCAUUAGCAGGAUCCAGUUUAUGUUCUGAUGUGAUUGGUGCUUGCAUUCAGUUUGGCUGGCUUGAAUCUGCUCAUGAUAUUUUGGAUGACAUGGAAGCCUAUGGGUCUAGAAUGGGCUUAGAAACAUAUAUUUCUCUACUGUCAGCAUAUUACAAAAGAAAAAUGCAUAGAGAAGCAGAUGUUCUGAUAAAACAAAUGAAAAGGGCAGGUUUGGAUGAAAAUUUAUCUGAUGACACUAUUAACAGACUUGUUCUCAACGCAGAAACAUCAUAUUCACUUGGUUUAUCUGAUUUAGCAGUCACUUUGGGUCAAGUAUUGAAAGAUGAAGAGGAGACAAUUUCCCCUGCAAUUUAUGAGCUUAAUUCUUGUAUCUACUUUUUUAGCAAGGCAAGAAUGAUAGAAGAUAUGUUGAAGGCAUAUAGAAGACUAAAAGAAAAAAAUAUUCAAUCCGCAGUCCAAAGUUUUGCUUAUAUGUUGUUUGGAUAUUCGUCUCUGGGUAUGUACCGUGAAAUCACAAUUUUAUGGGGAGACAUCAAGAGAUUCAUGAGUAAUGGCAGUUUAAAGCCAAAUAGAGAUCUGUAUGAGUUACUAUUGCUAAAUUUUCUUCAAGGUGGUUAUUUUGAGAGAGUGAUGGAGGUCAUUGGACAUAUGAGAGACCAAAACAUAUAUACUGAUAAGUGGAUGUACAAAAGCAAGUUCCUAAGACUUCAUAGGAACCUUUAUAGGAGUUUAAAAGCGUCAGAUGCUAAAACAGAGGCACAGAGCAAAAGGUUUGAGUAUGUUCAGGCUUUUAGGAAGUGGGUGGGAAUUGAUUAAACAUCUCUGAGUAAUAUUUAUGUAUUGAUGCAUCCAACAUAAUUUCCAGCAAAUCGUUGGUGUCUUAGCAUGGUCGAUGUUAUUUGCUGAGUCAUAUUUGUGAUCUAUCAGUUUUACUUCUGCCUCAACUUCAGUUUUUGGAGAACAGGAGUGAAGUAUAUAAGAAUAUCUCAAUGCAACUUCAAAUGUAUUUGGAUGACUUUCAGAUUCUGGUAAAUAGUGGAACCCGCUCAUUUAUGUCAGGCUAUUCUUGGACAAGUGGGCUUAAAAAUUUUUUAA